Messenger RNA from Trichoderma harzianum CBS 226.95, 7557 nucleotides. RefSeq lists its product as hypothetical. Lineage: Eukaryota; Fungi; Ascomycota; Sordariomycetes; Hypocreales; Hypocreaceae. Bases 1 to 7557 code for a protein of 2518 amino acids. The transcript has 9 exons. Gene Ontology annotation, biological process: fatty acid biosynthetic process; secondary metabolite biosynthetic process. Gene Ontology annotation, molecular function: fatty acid synthase activity; oxidoreductase activity; 3-oxoacyl-[acyl-carrier-protein] synthase activity. The record is from RefSeq and is a predicted model, not a curated record.
AUGGCUUCGACUGACGGCAUUGACUCUCGUUGGCUAGAUGCCAACGGGGAUGAGCCCAUUGCCAUCAUUGGAUCUGCCUGCCGGUUUUCAGGCACUGCUUCCAAUGAGGAUGGUCUCUGGCAGAUGUUGUCAAGCGGGAGGACUAGCUGGGCUAGCAAUGCCAGAAACCGAUUCAAGAUUGAGUCGUUCUGGCACCCCCAGGCUCAUCUCCCCGGCUCGACAAACGCUCGGGGCGUUCAUCUGCUUCACCAGGAUCCAGCUGUCUUUGACAAUGACUUCUUUGGCAUCAGUGGAGUUGAAGCCAAAGCCAUAGACCCUCAGCAGAGACUCAUGCUCGAGGUGGCCUACGAGACUUUUGAGAAUGCCGGCAUUCCCCUGGAUCGACUCGAAGGAUCAAAUACAGGCGUUUUCUGUGCCGUGUCAUACACAGAUUACGAUCAAAUCCUUGGUCGCGAUCCGGAGACGUCACCAAUGUACCGCUUCACAGGGACCGGCCCGUCUCUCACAUCCGCCCGUGUGUCCUAUGCCUUUGACUUGCACGGACCUAGUAAAUCCGUCGACACGGCCUGCUCUAGCGCCCUGGUGGCCGUACACGAUGCCAUCCAAGCUCUUCGAGCUGGCGAUGCUGACCAAGUUCUGGUGGGGGGCUCUAAUCUAAUUCUGGACCCUGACAAGAUGUCCAUCAUUUCGUCCAUGCAGUUCCUCUCCCCUGACGGCCGAUGUUAUUCCUUCGACUCUCGCGCGAGCGGGUAUGCCCGAGGUGAAGGUGUAGUUGCCAUUCUCCUCAAACCCCUUAGCGCAGCUCUUCGGGAUGGCGAUACAAUUCGAUCCGUCAUCCGUGGUAGUGCAGUUGUGUCCGAUGGCAAAACCCCGGGCAUCACAAUGCCAUCGCCAGUCAGUCAAUAUGCAACUAUUCAACGCGCUUACAAGACAGCUGGACUUGAUCCCAGGGAGACGGUUUACGUGGAAGCUCACGGAACUGGUACCAAUGCCGGAGACAAUUGCGAGGCAACUGCUUUUAAUAAGGCAUUUUGCUCGGACAGGUCUGACAAGCUUAUUAUCGGUAGCGUCAAGUCCAACUUGGGCCACACCGAAUGUGUGUCAGGAUUGGCGGGUUUAGUCAAAGUACUUCUGAUGCUUGAGAAGGGAGGGAUUGUUCCGACUCCUACCUUUGAGCAUGCAAAUCCUAGGUUGGAAUUGGAUUCACGAGGGCUAGAGGUUGCAUCCAAGUUCCAAGAGUGGCCAGAAGGGCAGCUCCGCCGCGCAUCCAUAAAUGGGUCUGGUUAUGGGGGUACGAAUACCCAUGUCAUUCUGGAAGCUUGGACAGAACCCGCCAAGACAGCAGAACCAACACCAAUAGUUGAGACAAGGGUAACGCGUGGCGCAAUUACUACCGAAUCUCCAAACAAAGGCUCCAAAGUCUUUGUAUGGAGCCACCAGCGGGAAGAUGGCUUCGCCAAGCUGGCCAGUAUGUGGAAGAGAUUCAUUUUGACGAGCAAGGCAAACCGUCAACAGUUGUCUCUGGAUGAUUUGGCUUUUACGCUGUCAUCUCGGAGAUCCCGAUUCUCUCAGAGAGCUGCCUUUGUUGCAUCCAACAUUGACCAACUCCUAGAAGGGCUCAGAGAGAUUGAGCUGGGAUCAAUCCGCCCUGUCAAAGCAUUGACGGAUGCGCGAACGUGUUUCAUCUUCACCGGCCAGGGAGCGCAGUGGGCGCGAAUGGGCUUGGAGCUUCUCUCCUACCCAGUCUUUGCUGAGUCCAUGCGGAAAGCCGAAAGAGAGCUCAUCCGCAUGGGUGCAACUUGGCGCUUAGUUGAUGAAUUGAGGAAAACCAAGGAGAAUUCCCGUAUCAAUGACGCAGAGUUAGCGCAGCCAUGCUGUACAGCUAUCCAGGUCGCAUUGGUGGAUCUUCUUGCCUCAUGGGGCGUGCAUCCCGAUCUGGUUUGCGGUCAUUCGAGUGGAGAAAUUGCAGCAGCAUAUGCUGCUGGAAGCUUAACCGCAUCGGACGCUCUCAAGGUGGCCUAUCACAGGGGCAAAUCCGUAUACUAUCUCAAGCUAAAGAAGGGCAUGAGGCAAGGUGGGAUGCUUGCUGCAGGCCUAUCAGAGACUGAUGCGCAAAAGUAUCUAUCAAAGUACAGUGAGCAGACGGUCAAUGUGGCAUGCAUCAACAGUCCUACCAGUGUGACACUGUCUGGUGAUGCUGCAGCCAUUGAUGAGAUCGCCUCCAAAUUGGAAGAAGAUGGUGUCUUCAACCGAAGAUUGGCUGUCCCAGUAGCCUACCAUUCUUCUCACAUGGCUGCUAUUGGAGAAUUCUACCUUGCAGCGCUGGAGAAGCUUCAACCUCGCCAGUUCAAACCGAGUGUGCGAAUGGUGUCUUCAGUCACUUGUGAUGAGGUUGACGGCAGUGAGAUGGACGGUGCAUACUGGGUUUCUAACCUGCUUCGCCCCGUUCGCUUCUCGCCAGCUUUGUCCAAGGUUCUCAGUCUCCCUGUGAAGGGUAGUUCCUCGUCUGCGCUGCCACCCACUGUUAUGGUUGAGCUCGGCCCUCACUCAGCUCUUCAGGGGCCUGCUACUCAAAUAGCAAAAACCAUUACGGGAUUACCUUCAGUAAACUAUUUCUCCUGUUUGAAGAGGAAUCAGGACGCAGUUCAGAGCGCACUGUCGCUUGCUAGUGGCUUGUUCACUCACGGCCUUCCCAUUGCACUCACAGGCGUCAACAACCCCUUGGGUGUCCACACAAAGGUUCUGACCAACUUGCCGUCAUAUAGCUGGAAUCAUAGCAAGGCGCACUGGAACGAAUCCCGAAGAAGUCAGGCGUACCGUACGCGAAAGUUCCCCCGCCAUGAUCUUCUGGGAUCUGCUGCAGCCGAUAGUAUCAGCGCUGAGCCGUCUUGGAGAAUGUUUAUCAGGCUUUCUGAAAUGCCAUGGAUCAAAGGCCAUCGCAUUGAUGGUCAGAUUGUGUUCUCCGCAGCUGGUUUCCUGACCAUGAUUGUGGAGGCCUUGAAGCGCCAGGCCAAUACUUUGCAACGCCCAUGGAAGAACAGAGUAAUAGAGUUUAAGCAAGUCGUCAUCGAUAGACCUCUUCUUAUACAGGAUGAUGCAUUUGGAGCCGAAGUCUUUACCCUUCUGCGUCCUUAUUCGGUGACAUCUCGUGAUUCGAGCUUGAAGUGGCAAGAAUUUCGAAUCUACAGUGUCUCCCAGAACAAUGAAUCUACGGAGCACUGUCGAGGAUUGAUUACUCUAUCAGAGAAUAUGGGAAGACUAAGAACCGGCUCAUCUUCUACAGUCGUCUCAUCUCGGGUGGGUGAUGGCUCUGAUGAGUGGACACAACUAGAGUCAAAGCAGCUUUACAAGCUUCUUAGUUCUUCAGGAAACGACUACUCUGGGUGCUUUGCAAACCUUGAUUACAUCUCAGCCCGUGCUUGGGAGUCUAACUGUGAGCUGACUAUUCCGGAUGUGAAAGCCACAAUGCCCUCGGCCCACCAAGAGCCGCAUCACAUACAUCCCACGACACUUGAAGGCUGCUUCUUGGCAUGUCUCCCCGGCGUGAAUUUCGCGAAUAGCUUGGACGGUCCUCAGGUCGUCGCUGCUAUUGAUGAGCUUUGCAUCUCUACAGACGUGGAUCUCGUACCUGGACGAAAAGUUUCCAUUACGGCUAGGACGAACCCCUAUGGAUUGAGGCAGCACUCUUCCGACAUAUUCGUUACUGAGUUUGACAGUGCAGACCGUGUCAUACUUCGUGUUGGAGGGAUCAAAUUCUCGUCUCUGGGUAGCUAUCAGCAAGCUACCAGCCAGGACGAUGACCCCCUGUGUCAUAAGGUCGAAUGGCUCAUGGAUCCGUUUUCCUCUCCAAGAGAAGCUGUGGCCAAGUAUUGCCAAAGAGAUUUGGUUUAUAGAAAUCAGCACCUGCGGAGAACUUGUGAUCCAGUUUCUCUUGGCAUCAUCCGAGAUACUCUUGCUCAAAUUUCAAACGAGGAUAAGCCAUCAAUUACUCAUCAUUUGCGACGUUUCUACGGCUGGAUGCAAGAGCAAGAUAUUUCAAUCGCUCCGUUGACCAAUUCCAAUGACCAAGCGCUGAGUGCGGCAGGCCAAGUGUUGAACCAACUUGGACCCCAUUUAGCUGACAUUCUGCGAGGGAGCCAAGACACAAUGUCUGUCUUCUCAGAUACGGAGCUAUUGCGUCGCCUUUACUCGGAAGACGAUUGCUUCAAUAGAUGCCACAUACAGCUCGCCGAAUAUCUCAAGUUGCUUCAAUACAAGGUGCCGAAUCUGCGUAUUCUAGAAGUCGGUGGGGGAGAUGGCGUCUUGACUUCUGCACUUCUUGAAACCCUCUACGGGGAAAAGCGUGACUAUGCUACUACCCGAGGCACAUACGUUUUCACAGAUGUUUCCGAUAUUCAUACUUCCAAAGCUCAAGAGACGAUGAAGGUGUUUGAAGAUGUGAUGGAAUUCAAGUGCCUUGAUAUUGAACAGUCCCCAGCGCAACAGGGGUUUGAGCUCAAUUCUUUCGAUAUCAUUGUCACAUCAAAUGCUUUACAUAUGACACGUAGCAUUGAGCAUACGCUUAACAACUUGAACAGCCUUCUCAAACCUGAUGGUCAAAUUGCCUUUAUAGAGCUCACAGCGCCAUCUCUGAGAUGGGGUCUGCUCGGUGGGAGUCUUCCAAACUGGUGGGUAGGUGUAGAGGAAGGGCGUAUAAGCUCUCCUCUUCUAUCAACACCAGAAUGGGACAAGGUGCUCGUAAAGAGCGGCUUUUCUGGCGUUUUAGUCGAAAUGAGGGAUUUUGAAUCAGAUGAAGAGCAUGAAGCAAGUCUACUUAUCUCGCACGCUGCCAAUACCGGAGUGAAGGCGGGCGUUGGAAAUAUCUCCAUCCUUACAGGACAGCAGAGUGAUGCCUUGGCGGGUGAGCUACGCAGCGGACUGGUAGCGCGAUAUCCGGGAACUGUUGUGUCUAUCGUUCCGCUUGCUGAAGCGACAGCCGCUCCUGGAACUUACAUCUUUCUUCCAGAUGUUGCCGAAGAUUUCUUAGUGGGAGUAUCUGAGAAGGAUUGGGAAAACACAAGAAACCUCUUGAUUGAUGCCAAAGCCGUGCUAUGGGUAACCAAGGGAGCUUCUCUGGUUGGCUCAGAAACUUCUGGUGCGCUCAUCACAGGUCUGGCGCGCAGCCUGCGUGCAUCACGGCCUGAACUCAGCCUUUUCACUCUAGAUAUUGACGCAGAGUCGGCGGAGGCUUCUGGGAUUUUGCAGGUAUACGAAAAGUACCUCGGUCCAAGUGCUUCUCCCUACUCGGCGUCAGAAUGGGAGCUUGCUCUGUCCAACGGAAAUAUUGUGAUACCACGUCUGCUGAAGAACAAGGAGGUCAACCUCCAGGUUCAAGAUGCUACAUCAAAGCAUCAUCCACGCGAUGAGGUUUACACUGAUGUUGGACGACCUUUGAGUCUCCGGAUCAACUCUGUUGGAGUAUUCGAUUCCUUAUACUGGGCGGAUGAUCAAGCCCAUUCUCUACCUCCUAAGCCAACACAAGUCAAAGUUCGCGUGGAGACUUUUGCACUCAACUUUAAGGACAUGCUGACCACUACUGGCCAACUUGAAGGCAAUUCUGCUCUCCUCCUUGAGGGAAGUGGCACGAUUAUCGAAUUUGGAGAUGCUUCCCAGUCAAGCUUUUCUGUUGGAGAUCGCGUCAGCUUCUUUGCCCCUGAUGGGCUUGCUACUGUCAGCAAUGUAGAUGUCCGUCACACAGUCAAGGUUCCCGAAGAUGUCAGCAGUGAAAUUGCUGCUGCCGUUCCAUUGGCUUACUCGACUGCCCUUUAUGCUCUCCGAGACAUUGGCAGGAUCCAACGAGGUGAGAGUAUCUUGGUUCACUCUGGAGCUGGGGCGGUCGGCCAGGCCGCAAUUGCGCUUGCAAGAGCUUUUGGUGUUGAAGAGAUAUAUAUCACUGCUGGAAGCUCGGAAAGAGCAGAGUUCAUCAGCAAGACGUUUGGCAUUCCAGCUGAGCGUAUAUUAUCCAGCCGAGAUCUGGACCUCGGUCAUCGUCUUCUUGAGUUGACUAAUGGCCGAGGCGUCGACGUUGUUGUCGGUUCUCUUUCUGGAGACGCAUUUUCAGAAAGUUGCAGUGCCAUAGCUCCCUUUGGCCGAAUCAUUCAGCUGUGCGAAAGGGAUGUGGCAAAUGGUGGACGGGUUGAUAUGAAACAUCUCCAGAGAAAUGCCUCUCUUUCUGUCGUUAACAUGGGAUUCCUCGCUCGAGAAAGGCCGCUUGCGUUCAAGGAGGUGCUGGAAACUUGCUUCAGUAUGCUCCAGAAGGGAACCCUGCCGUUACUCGGUCCAAUCGCUACGUACAAUGCUUCCAACGUUGCAGAACAGCUUCGAGUUAUGCAGGCGGGUGGUCACAUAGGCAAGACGGUGUUCCAGCUGGACUCCAGUCUGCCUUUGAAGAUUCAACCACCAAAGCCCAAGCCUGCGGCUCUGCGCAAUAACAGCUCUUACCUUGUUGUUGGCAGUGUUGGGAACUUGGACACAGCAAUUGCCAAAUACUUGGCAAAACUGGGAGCUCAUCGACUCAUUGCGUGUCAAGGAUCUGGUAUUGAGGCAGUAUGUGAUGAGGUGAAGAGACUCGGGACAGAAGUUGCCUUCAUCCCCGGCAAUACUUCCACUCACCCCCUUGCGGAUCAACUUAGAGACGCAAGCGCGGGCGCGCCCAUCAGAGGAAUCAUUCUUGGGGAUUCCGAAAUAUUUGAUACGGAUAUCAAAGCCGUGACAUACUCACAGUGGUCCACUACUGUUGAACCCACCGCUAAAGGCAUCAUCAGCCUUCAAGAAGCCUUUGGUCCAAACCUCGACUUCUAUAUUCUGCUGAAUCGCACUUCCUCUGUUGUAGGUGGCCCUGAACAGAGUGUCACGGAUGCAAUUGGUGCGUUCCGGGAUAGCUUCGCUCAAUCUCAAGCCCGUCUGGGCUUCCCCGUCAAAGCUAUAGACAUUGGCACAAUGCAUAAAGAUGGCCCUGCACGUGGUGACGAAGACAUGCUGCCUUCUUCCGACGUCCGGCCACAGACGAUUGAGGAAGUACUCGCAGUGAUCAACUACGCCAUGCAAAACCCCGUCGCAAAAGGACAAAUCAUUUGCGGUGCGAGGCAAUUCGCUCCUGACCCUUCUUCCCCGGCCACACAGCGUCCAGAUGCUCGAUUCUCACACAUCUGGUCCCGCACGGCGCCUCGCGCCUCCAAAGGCGGCAAUGACGACGCCUUUGACGUGCAGGCCGCGCUUCGAAGCUCGUCCAGCGGCGACGCAGCCAUAGAAGCUGUGUUUACGGGCUUGAAGCAGAAACUCGCUCGCCUGUUGGCGGUUGCUACGACGGAGAUCCAGCCGGACCGCGCGGUGUCGACGUAUGGCGUGGACUCGCUCGUCGCGGUGGAGCUGAGGAAUUGGAUCACGGGGCAUUUGGGGGGACAUGUGCAGAUGUUGGAGUUGAUGAGUUCUUUGUCGAUUAUGCAGCUGUCGGAAGUUAUUGCCAAGAGGUCAAGAUUGGUGCCGGCGAGCAUGUUUGGAGGCGUGGAAAAGAGUUGA